Molecule: messenger RNA, 1047 nt
Organism: Metarhizium brunneum ARSEF 3297
Lineage: Eukaryota; Fungi; Ascomycota; Sordariomycetes; Hypocreales; Clavicipitaceae
Biological process (GO): sterol biosynthetic process
Cellular component (GO): membrane
Molecular function (GO): iron ion binding; C-5 sterol desaturase activity
Source: RefSeq, a predicted model, not a curated record
AUGGACAUCGUGUUGGAACUCACGGAUACCUUUAUUGCCGACUACGCCUACGCGUAUUUGUAUCCAUUUCGGCCGGACCUCUACGACUUUCCCCAUGCGAAUACUGCGAAUUCUUCUACCCAUACAUUCUCGUCAUGGACUUAUAAGCCUGCCACCCAGUUCUUGCAAGUUCAGCCGUCUCGGGCUGCAUACAUGAGCUCCUUGACUCGCGAUAACCCCUAUCGUCAACUAGCUACACUCUUCUUUAUUACAUGGUUUUUCGGCAUUCUGGUGUACUUCGUAUUUGCCACCCUAUCUUACUAUUUGAUCUUCGACAAGCGUACUCUGAACCAUCCGAAAUUUAUAAAAAAUCAAAUUUGGCUCGAGAUCAAACAGGCCAACAAGUCGAUGCCGUUUAUGGCUGUCUGCACUGCACCCCUAUUCUUGCUCGAGGUCCGAGGCUUCGGCAAUCUUUAUGACACGACGGAGGAGGGGCCUGGAAUGUGGUACAACAUCCUACAGUUUCCCCUAUUCUUGCUCUUUACCGACUUUUGCAUUUAUUGGAUCCAUCGGUAUCUUCACCAUCCGUUAAUUUACAAGCAUCUGCACAAGCCUCACCACAAGUGGAUUAUGCCUACGCCGUAUGCUAGUCAUGCUUUCCACCCUCUGGACGGAUUUGCCCAAUCGCUCCCAUACCACAUCUUUCCAUUCAUUUUCCCCCUCCAGAAAGUCGCUUAUGUUUUCCUUUUUGUCUUCGUCAACUUUUGGUCUAUUCUCAUUCACGAUGGCGAAUAUCUCACCAACAACCCUAUCGUUAACGGUGCCGCCUGCCACUCUCUACAUCACUCUCGCUUCGAGGUCAACUAUGGACAGUUCUUUACUGCCUUUGACCGUCUUGGUGGUACCUACCGCAUGCCCGAAGCUUGGAUGUUUGAAAAGGAGAGGAAGAUGUCAGAGAAGCAGUGGAAGAAAGAGUCCAAGACUGUAGAUGAAUUUGUCAAGGAAAUUGAGGGCGACGACGAGCGUACAUACGGCCCCGCCGAAGAGGAAGCCAAGAAGACCAAAUGA